AUGCAGCUGGCUGCUACUACUAUUAUUAGUGAUAUGUUUAUUGUCUCCAUGAAUACGUCCAGCUGCAUGUUCUUCAACCAAUGCAUCCGACCGUCUAACAGGAGUUCAAGCGAUCGAUUCCAGGAUUCGCACCAUCAGCAGCUGCUGCUUCUCUGUCACCUGGCUGCAUCCUCCAAGCAUAUCCCUCUUCUCAGGCGCAGCAGCAGACUUUGCAACGCGCCACUGGUACACGAUGUCACCUUGAUGUGCUACCCUUCCGCUUAUUCCAGUGGCGAGAUUGCCGGUGUGCGCUUGAAUGCAACGCUAGUUCAAUCCCUGCUGACGCAUUAUCGCCCAUCUAGAUGGGCUGAUCUGCCCGGAGGCCUCCAAGCUAUGGAGCCACUGAAGGAGGCGCACAUGAUUACUCUGAGGCACCUUCUUUCCUGUGAACAGAGCUCGUGGCAUGUCAGUGGAUUCAGCUGCCCGAUGGUGACCUUGAGCCUUCAAGUGCAAACAUCCAACCGGCAUCGCAUGUGUCGCGAGUUGGACACCUAUCCACGUUAA
Mesocestoides corti is the source of this 543-nucleotide messenger RNA. Lineage: Eukaryota; Metazoa; Platyhelminthes; Cestoda; Cyclophyllidea; Mesocestoididae. The record is from the annotation of a GenBank genome assembly.